AUGCACCAGCACGGGACUGUCGUUGGUGUGCUGGUGCACCGGCGCGACGCUCGGAUUGGUGGACUGGAUUACUCAAAGAGUAAAUUGCGUCCUUCAACGUGGGCAAUGAAGGACGAGGAAGAUGACGAAGACGCCGCCAUGCAGUAUUCAAUUCAACAAAGUUUGCUGGACACUACCAAACACAGGCAAGUCCGCAUAUCACUCCGAUAUACGUCUGAGGAUGCAGACCACGUCUCCAUCUUCACUGCUAUUCGACAAGGACACUUAAAGCUGGUGAAGGAUCUGAGCAUCAAAUGUAAAGAGGUCUUCCUCCAGACGGACAGUAGAGGAUGGACGGCCCUCCACGAGGCCUCUGCCCAGAGCAACCCAACCAUCCUGGAGCUCACUUACGCAGCGUCCGGCGAUGAUGCGGUGGAGCGUCGGACAGCGCGAGGCGAGACGCCGCUCUUCCUGGCCGUUGAGCGAGACCUCACAGACAAUGUCAACUUUCUACUGGGACGCGGGGCCAAGCCUGACGCACAGAACCAAGAGCAUGACUCGCCGCUGCACGUAGCGGUCCGCUUGGGUAGCCCGAAACUGGUUCGGCUCCUGCUCCGAAGAGGCGCGGCAGCAGACCAGGCGGGCCUCCACGAGCGUCGACCACUACAUGAGGCCUCGCGGCUGGGCAGCGCGGAGCUUGCCGGCCUGCUACUGGAGGCCGGGGCCACCAUCGACGCCCGCAGUCGCUUCGGCCUCACGCCGCUGGCCUUGGCCUCGCAGGCCGGACACUUGGACGUGGUGGAGCUUCUUCUCAGGAAAGGAGCGGAUGUGCAUUCACAGGCUAAGGAUGAGGCAUCGGUGCUGUACGAGUCGUGCGCCGGUGGCGACGCAUCGGUGACAGCGCUGCUAUUGGAGUACGGCGCCGACGCCAACGUGGCCAAGCAGAGCGGGCACCUACCAAUCCACCGUGCUGCCCACAGGGGCCACCUGGAAAUUCUGAUGCUGCUGAUUCCGUUAACUUCCAUGGAAGACGUGUACAACAGCGGAAUGAGUCCGUUGCACUGCGCUGCUGCAGGGGGACACGCACACUGCAUCAAGGCUCUUCUGGGCGCGGGUUUCGACCCAAACUACAUGCUACAUCCGUGCGUGCGUCGCGGCUACGACGAUGAGAGGAAAUCGGCGCUGUUCUUUGCCGUGUCCAAUAACGACAUCCCAUCAGUGCGCCUGCUUUUGGAAGCAGGCGCCAUGACCAACCAGGACCCCGUCAAGUGUCUGCAGGUGGCACUGCGUCUCGGCAACUAUGAGUUAAUCAACAUAUUGCUGCGGUACGGUGCCAACGUCAACUUUUAUUCCCGCAUCAACACCACGCACUUCCCCUCGGCGCUGCAGUAUGCACUCAACGACGAGGUGGUUAUGAGGAUGCUAUGUAACUAUGGUUACCACGUGGAACGUUGCUUUGACUGUCCCUAUGGCAACGGGUCGCAUGUUCCUGAGGACUAUGAAGGCUGGAGCAACACUGUCAUCAAAGACACUAUGUUCUGCGAGGUGAUCACGGUGUCGUGGCUCAAGCACCUGUCCGGUCACGUGGUCCGGGUUCUGUUGGACUACGUGGAUCAUGUAAGCCUGUGCAGUAAACUGAAGGCGGCUGUCAUGGAGCAUCAGCAGUGGAGUGACAUCUGCAGGCUGCAAGAGAAUGCCCGCUGCCUGCAGCAUCUGUGCCGUCUGCGCAUCCGCAGCUGCCUGGGCCGUCUGCGUCUGCGCUCGCCCGUUUUCAUGAGCUUCUUGCCUCUGCCGCCGCCGCUGAAGGACUACAUUCGGUACCGCGAGUACGAUCUGCGUGGCAAACUCAACAAUGAGCACACGUGA
Messenger RNA from Nerophis lumbriciformis (worm pipefish), 1845 nucleotides. Lineage: Eukaryota; Metazoa; Chordata; Actinopteri; Syngnathiformes; Syngnathidae. The record is from RefSeq and is a predicted model, not a curated record.